Messenger RNA from Momordica charantia (bitter melon), 667 nucleotides. RefSeq names its product ABC transporter A family protein. The record is from RefSeq and is a predicted model, not a curated record. NCBI's taxonomy places the organism in Eukaryota, Viridiplantae, Streptophyta, Magnoliopsida, Cucurbitales, Cucurbitaceae.
UUUACGCCUAUUACAAAGAAAAAAGGAGGGCGAACGAAGCGAAGGAGAAGAUCGUGGGUGGAAGAAAUGGGUUAUGUCCUGAGAGUGAGAUUGGCUUCGUUCUUUGCCGGAGCAGCGGUUGCAUCAUCUCUGGGGCUUUACCUUCUUCAGAGAGAUUACAAGAUUGCGUACGACUCCAUAUCCCAAAAGAUGGGAGGGCUGCAUGAUUCUCUGGAGAGUAGAAUUUCCGCACUGGAAAAGCUGAACCAGAAUGAUGGUUCCCAACAUGUUCAUACAGCGGAGUAGAUGCUGGAGGCCGAGGCCACUACAGUCUAGAAGGUCUCACUGGAAAUAUACAAAAGUUAUGAAGAGUAAUAACAGUAGAAAAACUGGUUUGCCUUUUACGCUGGUGUCAAGUUUUGCUGAUUUUUGUUGUUAUCAGAUUUAUGUUUGUAUGGGGCUGGUAGCUGUGUUGUAAUGAAUGCUACCAUGCUCGUAGAAACUUCUCUAAAGUUUAUCAGGUUGAAUGAACCUAUCCCUUGGGAGCACGGGGUCUUCAUUCUUUUAUUCAGUUUCAUUUUGCUAGUGUUGGAGCAUCCUGUAAGACUUGAUCCGAAUGAGUUUGACGACAAAUCGGAAUGAAGGAGAAUAAAGUUUUUAAAGUUUAAAUGUAGUAUUGACAUCUGAA